Trichosurus vulpecula (common brushtail) is the source of this 4723-nucleotide messenger RNA. It is a transcript of the gene MLC1, whose product is annotated as modulator of VRAC current 1. The transcript has 12 exons. The record is from RefSeq and is a predicted model, not a curated record. Lineage: Eukaryota; Metazoa; Chordata; Mammalia; Diprotodontia; Phalangeridae. Gene Ontology annotation, cellular component: cytoplasmic vesicle; endoplasmic reticulum; plasma membrane. Gene Ontology annotation, biological process: regulation of response to osmotic stress. Bases 87 to 1226 code for a protein of 379 amino acids.
AGUCUUACAAAGUGACCAGACAACUCUACUCACCAAACUGUUUAGACCUGACAGCAAACUUUUGGGUUGAAGGUUUUUCAAGUAUUAUGACAAGAGAAGACCCCUAUAGAGAAGAAUUUAGUUAUGACAGGAUGCCGACCCUGGAGCGGGGAAGACAGGAAGCUGUGCAUUAUGCUCCAGAUAUAAAAUCCAGUGACCUUCAGCUAGCCAAAAGAUUCCAUCCUUGCUUCAGUUACCGAACAUGGAUCUUCUCUUUGUUGGUGGGGAGUUGCCUUCUUGUCACUUCUGGCUUUUCACUUUACCUGGGAAAUGUUUUCCCUUCUGAAAUGGAUUAUUUACGCUGUGCAGCAGGUUCAUGCAUUCCUUCAGCAAUUGUGAGUUUUGCUAUAGCACGAAACAAGGUAAAUGCGAUCCCAAACUUUCAGAUUUUGUUUGUUUCGACAUUUGCCAUCACAACAACAUGUUUAGUUUGGUUUGGAUGUAAACUUGUCCUGAAUCCAUCAGCAAUAAAUAUAAAUUUCAAUUUGAUUCUACUAAUUCUAUUAGAAAUCUUGAUGGCAAUUACAGUGAUUAUUUCUGCAAGAUCUAAUGAAGAAUGUUGUAAGAGAAAGAAGAAUGCCAUAUGUGAUAGUUCUAACAUUUCGAACAGCGUAACCUUUCCUGCUCGAGUCCUGAAAUCCUAUUCAGUUAUUGAAAUAAUUGUUGGAAUUUCUGCAGUGUUUGGUGGUAUAAUUGCUUUGAACAUGGAUGUAUUAGUUUCAGGUCCAUACCUUUCAGUGACAUUCUUUUGGAUUUUGGUGGCAUGUUUUCCAAGUGCCAUCGCGAGCCAUGUAGCAGCUGAAUAUCCAAGUCAGUGCUUGGUCGAAGUUCUGAUCGCCAUAUGCAGCAUCACUUCUCCAUUAUUGUUCACGGCUUCUGGAUAUUUAUCUUUCAGCAUAAUGAGAAUUGUUGCCAUCUUUAAAGAUUAUCCACCAGCAAUCAAACAAUCUUAUGAUGUCCUUCUGUUGCUCCUAAUGCUGCUGCUGCUGAUCCAAGCUUUCCUUACCAUUGGCACUGUCAUACAAUGUGUUAAUUAUAAAAUUAAAAUGAAAUUGCAAGACUCAUCUUGGGGGGCCUCCCCAAUUAAUAAGCAAGAUUACCAAACCGUGGAGGUAUCCAAUAACACAUUGAAGGAAUUCGACAAAGACAAAGCCUGGAAAGCGGUUGUGGUACAGAUGGCGCAGUGACCUGAACGGUGUGGAGGGGGUGGCCGGCUGGCGGCUUCCCUGAUGUCCCAGUCGUUUUAGAUUUUGUCAUUCUCAGCAGUGUUUGGACCACCCCUCGCUACCUGUCUAAUAUACUGUGUUCAUCUUUGUACUUACUCGACCCAUGUACAGCAAGGCUCGCCAUGCCCAGGAUGAGAUGGGAUGGUGAGGGUAGCAGAUAUGUAGUGUGGUUAUAUUGUGGCAGUUUGGUCUGGAAUAAGGCACACAUUUGAUCGUUUGGUUGCUUUGUAAUGUUAGAUGAUUCAUUCUUCUCAGUUGUCUUGAAAAUAUGGUUAUUAGAACCUGAGAGUUGUGUCACUGGAUCAGACCCAUUGUUAAUUCAACACAGCGUUCUAUUUCAUAGUUACCAUGGAAUAUGUUGAGGAAGGUCGCUGUUGUCUUUCUCAAUGGGUUUUGGGAUACGAGGAUGUGCCCCAAAUGUAAUCAGUUUUCCUUUGUAUUCUAUUAUGAGUCCAUCAUCCAUGAAUUUAUCCAAACCCUCUAAAAACCAGCCCUUUGUAGCACCUCUUCAAAUGGUGACGUUCAGUAACUGUGCUGCGCUCUCUGUAAGGUAGGACUUCAUUCUGUUGGUUUUCAAGCUUCAGAGUGUAUGUACCCUUCUAGUCUCAGUUCCAGUCUGCCGAGAUUUGGGGAGGAAGUCUGCUUUCAUCGAGGCUCAUAAUGUAAUAGAUUUUAGUCAUUUUCCCUCUGAGUGCUUAGUUCAACAGACUGAAGAGUCACAGUCUUUUGAGUCCUCAUUCCUUGGAUCAUUGUCAUUCUCCCCCCCCCCUCUCCUUCUCCUUCUCCCUCUCUCUCUCUCCCCAUCUCCCUCCCUUCCUGUCUCCCCCACUCCCUCCUGUAACAACAUUGCUACUUCCUGCUACAGUGGCUGUGUAAGACUGUGACAACACCAGCACACAUGAGGGCUGCUAGCACAGGUUCUUUGAUUUGCUUUUCUAAGGAAAGCAGAUUUAAGGGGUUAACAAUAUUACUUUAAUUAAACAUACAUAUACCAUUCACUUGGUUCAGGGAGAAGCCAGCACCCUGAACUUCAGAGAGUAUACAAAUAGAAAUUACAAGCAUACAUUAUAUAAACAGAGCAAAUAAACACAAACCAGUAGACAGGCUUCUAACCGUCUAACUAGCAAUACAUACAGUUACCAGGGAGAGAAGUAUCAACAUCUGGGUUUUCAAAGCUGGGGGGCUCUGUGACCGCUACCCAGAGUCUCGUCUGGUCAGAUCACAAGAUACUCUUCUAGUCAGUGAGAGCCCCAAACAAAAUGCUAACCUCAGAGUACAUAUACCCUUUUUCAGGGUUAGAGGGCAUCACAACUAUUGGGCUCUACUCAAACCCAUGUGACCUAGGCCUUCCUGUGACUUAAGCAGGUCAUCUGAGAUUCCCAAUUCGAUCAAAGACUCUUGAAACAAAGGCAAGACUCACGAAAGGCUCUUGUUUGCCUUAGCAUUCCAAAAGAAAAAAUAGUAAGCAAAGUCCCACCUUGAUUGCCAUUACCCUCCCUCAUCCCUAGAACCACUGGUAGCAUUCCAGACGUGGAUACCGCGUAAUUGGGCACAAAGGGUGAUGAACAUUUCCUGUUUUGUCUCCAGUCUUCUUCUUGGGCCCAGGUCUAUGAGGACCAGUCCCUGAUGUCGGUCUUACUCUUGGGCAUCGCAGCUCAGAGCCCAUCUCACACAUAUAGUCUACGUUAUUUUUUUCCCACAUUGGAGCCCAUAUACUAUCUUCCUGGUACUCACGAACAGAUUUGCAAGCUGUCGUUAUAGUUUAUCCCUUUCAGCUUGGUAUAUAUCAUUAUCCAGAAGAAUCCCGCUGAGUUGGUGAUCUUGCUAGGCAUUUCUUUUGGCUCCAGUCUGUGGUCCUAACCCCCAUUGGUGAGAAGCUUCAUCAAGCAGAGAGUUCCUUGCAGGGAUUGGCCACUUUAUAAUGACCCUUUGUUUCUUGAGUUUAAGCCAAUUCCCUGUGAUAAAAAAGUAUCCCCGUGUCCUCAUGAUUUAUUUUUUUUUUUGGCAGACAGACAGCAUUUGGUCUGGAAUCUUGUCACAAUCUUUUGGAAAGUCCAAAAAAAUUCUAUUAGUGGAGCCCCCUUUAUCCUCAAUGAAUAAUAGAUUUAUCAGGCAGAGUUUCCCCUUACUAUGUUUGCUUUUUCCCACUAGAUCUCAUUUAGGUUAAGCCUUCCAUAGUCAAUCUUAACCAUAGACCUUCCUGCCUUGUCUGGGAUGCAGAAGUUUAAAGACCCUCAUGACCUUUCUGAAGGCCUUCUUAAGCUUAAGGCUGGUGAUCGCCUGGACAGUCCUGCAAAUACGUUGCUCUUUCAUAUUGAUAGCACCAUGUUGCUGUCCUUCAGUCCUUUCCCAGCCCAGCAGGUGAUGCUCCCUCAGCUAGUCUCGUUUCUUCCUUCCGAUCCUUUCCUUUGGGCGGUUCACCAACUUGAAGGAAAAAUGGAGGUUAUUGUAUCUGCUUUUUGCCAUCUGGCAGGAUAUUGGCCAGGCUGGAAAAAUAAUGCCACUGAGGCCCUCCGCAGUAGUGGGGAAUCAGGCUUGGUCACAGUUUUCUUCUUGCGCUUAUGUACUUCAUUUGGUGCUGAGAUUUGCACAGUGUGGGCCGGAUGAUUUGUAAUCAGUCACAUUUGCAGGGCUUAAGCUACCAAGAACUGCACUUGGACUUUUGGGACACUUGUGGAUGAGUUCUCCAGAUUGGCAUCUCCAGGUCCAGGAAUUGAGGCUGUAAUGAGGCUUAUUCUCUGUUUGCUUCUUAGGGUCAGUUAUUUUCUAAGGGGACUUCUAAAAGGUUCCAAAUUCAUGUUCAUUAUUAAUGGUCCUGGAAAGCAAGUUACUCAGUAAGGUACUUUAUGUUCACUAGGCAUAUGGAUUACCUUCAGGAUUUAUUUGGGUUUGGGAGUCCCUUGAAAAUGAGUUCUGAGUGAAUUGUCAAGGUCUUUCAAGACCUGAGGUAUGCCCUGUAUUUGUUCAGUAUCUGACUGUGGAACCCUGAGUCCCAACCCAAAGUCAUGAUUCAAGGCUCAAUAGAUUUGUCCAAUGUUGGUCAUCAGCAUCGGAAGUCAGGUGACUCAUUAUUUUUCUUUUGGCUACUUGAUGUAAUAUGUUAUGGAAUUGAGGCAUCACUGAUCCUACUUAAAGCUGCUGUUUUUUUUUUUUUUACACUUGCUGCCCAGUGUUCGGUUCUGAGCUCAUAGGGAGAUGGGUGUUACCAAGAGGAGUGUUAGAAUGGAGAUAAAGUUAUGUACUUUUAGGGAGUUGCUUCGUAGAAAAGUUGAUAACUAGCUUCGGACCUGGGGAUCAUGUCUCCAGUAGUAAUUUCAUCAUUUCUCUGUUCACGUGUGAGCUGGAAAGCCCAAUAAAAUAGUCUGUCAUUUCCAAGAUAAUUGUUUCUUUUAAUUCCUGUUUCUGUUAUGGUGUAUCUUCAUGCUGUUUUCAUAAUAAAUGCUGCUCAUUGAAAAGAA